UUCUAGUCGACUAAAGAAGACGUCUUUGGCGACUUUCUCAAUCUCAAGGACUGCGUCUGUACCGUGUUUGAUAAAAAAAGGAACCCGUCUCUUUUUUUUUCAAAUGAAGGCAGCUCAAAUCGCAAAAAGAAAGAAAAGAAAACUGGCCAAACCGAACCGUGUAGUAGCUAUCCAACGAGCACACCCUUUCCCAUCCAAACCCUCGCCUCCGCGCGCCGCCGGCGCCGAUGGGCGAGCUCGCAGAGGAUCUCUUCCUCCGCCUUCCGACGGAGCUCGUCGAGGAGGUAUUUUUCCGCCUUCCACCGGACGAGCCCGCCUGCCUCGCACAAGCCUCCGCUGUCUGCAAACCCUGGCGCCGCAUCCUCGCCGAUGUGGGCUUUCGCCGCCGCUACCGCAAGUUCCACGGAACGCCUCCCGUCCUGGGUCUCUUCCAACGGGCCGACUGGCUCUUCCGACCGGGGUCCCGCUUCGUUCCCACCUCCGCCCUCUUCCCUGCCCAGCCCGACCAUCCCGAUUGGCUUCCCAUGGACUGCCGCCACGGCCGCGCCCUCUUCGACCGCACCUGGGACAAAUCCCUCAUGGUCUUGGACCCUCUGACGGGCCACCAGCGCCUCGUGUCCUCCCCCUAUACUUACUCGGUCAGAUUCAGUGCGGCGGUGUUCUGCGCCGGCGCCGCACAAGGCUGCGACCACCACGGUUGCCAAGGAGGUCACUUCCGUCUGGCCGUCGUGACCACCAAUGAUGUCCAAGAGGUCACAUCGGGCUGGCUCUACUCGUCGGAGACUCGCGUGUGGAGCGACCUCACCUCUCUUCAUCACCCCAAUCUCAGAUUUACCAAUUUGGCUGCGCCUAGCGUCCUUGUGGGUGAUGCACUCUACUUCAACCUUGGUGGCAUCAUCGAGUGCCAACUUGGUACACUCUGCCUGUCAAUGUUCGAGAAGCCGAUCGAUGGCAAAGGGACUCUCAUGGCGACGCAAGGCGGUCUGCUGGGAUUCGCUGCUGUGGUGGAUGCCGCAAAUCUAACCCUUUGGUCGAGGGAGGCCGGACCCAAGGGAGCCAUGGGAUGGGCAAAACUCAGGAUAAUUGAUCUUGAGGCGCUGCUCCCUGUUGAUGCCAUGUCCCUAACAUUGGAAUUCAGGAGGAGGGUAUUCAGGAGGAUCAGUGGCAUCGCUGAGGGCACCCAAAUCAUUUUUGUGAUAGCACGUGCUGGUUCUUAUAUGGUUGAUCUCGAGUCAGGGCGAGUCAGGCCGGUGUCUCGUCUUUGCAGAAAAAUCUUUCCCUACAUGAGCUUCUACAUACCAGAGACCGUGGGAAAUUGGUGACUGUUGCAGUCCUUUGGACGAUUUGGCUCACCAGAAAUUGGAAAGUGUUCGACGACAUCUCAAUGCCCCCUGUGACAGUGCCAAGGCAAAUGUUCAGAGAUGGUGAGGCUCUGGUCUCACAGCCAAACGAUCAGAGUUGGGGAUUCCAUCCAGAGCUGGAUCGAAGGCUGAAAUGCAUCUUCUUCCUGAGUGUGUAAGACUGUUUGUAUGCUUACCUUGUUUGCUGUUUUUAUGAAAUGCAAAGAAAAUAGGCAGCGGCCUCCCCUCUCGACUUCGCUUGAAAAAAAAGUGUUCAUGUAGCACCGAGAUGAAUGUU
This is a messenger RNA of Triticum urartu, 1638 nucleotides long. The record is from RefSeq and is a predicted model, not a curated record. NCBI's taxonomy places the organism in Eukaryota, Viridiplantae, Streptophyta, Magnoliopsida, Poales, Poaceae.